CCCCUUCCUGACCUAAACUUUGCGUCGCCCUCAUCUCUUCACCCCCCCCACCCCCAAAUCCGGGCAAAUAUCCCUCGAUACCACCCCCCACCACCGCCACCGGACGUCCAUCUCUCUCUCUCAUCCUCGUCCAUCAUCCCCGCCGGAUACCCAUCCCUUUUCUCUCUCUUGUCCACCCGCCGGACAACUCCCCAGGAGUCCGCCCUUUCCUACCCCUCCCCCCCGGGUUGGGAGGAAGAGGAGGCCCCGAGGCCCCUGUGCCGGCGGCGGCUGCUCCUGAGUAGUUCAGAGAGGAGGAAGGUGGAAGGAGAGGGAGGGAGAAAGCACCGAGCCACCGCCAGCAGCAGCACCACCACGGCGGCAGCUGCGGCCGGGGACACGCCGUUCACUCUGGCCUCCUCCUCUUCCUCCGACUCGGAGACCGGCGGAGUGUCUCCGCCACCGCGGAAGAAGCAGCGAGCGGCGGAGGGCGAGGGUGAGCCCGGGGCGGCGGCGGCAGCAGCAGCAUUCGGAGGAACUUCACUAGGCCCCAGCGGUAACAACCCCCCCGGCAGUUUCAGCGGCGGCCUCCUCCUCCUGGGCGGCACCGGGCGCCAGGCUCCCGGCGUCAUGCAGGCCAACGGGAACCAGGCCGGCGGAGGCGAGAUCCCCUCGGUCGGGGCCCAGAACGGAGACGUGACGGGCCGGGAUUCGAGCCAAGCCGAGGCCGCCGACGAGCCGACUUCCCACGGUACCGGCGGAUUCACUUUCUCCCCGUCUGCCCAGGCCCCGGCCGCUCACUCCAACGGACUGCCCUCGUCGUCUGCUGCUCCUGCAAUCUCUCUGGCUCCUGGGCCUGGGGGCAUUAACCCGGAGCAGAGCUCGCUCAAGAAGAAAAAACGCCUGUCCCAGAGCGACGAGGAUGUCAUCCGCCUGAUCGGACAGCACCUGCAUGGCCUGGGCCUGAACCAAACAGUCGACCUUCUGAUGCAGGAAUCGGGCUGUCGCUUGGAACAUCCUUCUGCAACUAAAUUCCGCAAUCAUGUAAUGGAGGGACAAUGGGAAAAGGCUGAAAAUGAUCUUAAUGAAUUGAAGUCUUUGGUGCAUUCGCCUCAUGUGAUUGUGAAGAUGAAGUUCUUGCUUCUGCAGCAGAAGUACUUGGAGUAUCUGGAAGAUGGCAAAGUUCUGGAAGCUCUUCAGGUCCUGCGCUGUGAACUGACUCCUCUGAAAUACAACACCGAGCGUAUCCACAUCUUAAGUGGGUAUCUAAUGUGCAGUCAUACAGAUGACCUGAGAGCAAAGGCAGAGUGGGAAGGAAAAGGGAAUGCUUCACGAUCAAAAUUACUUGACAAACUUCAGAUGUACCUGCCCCCGUCAGUGAUGCUACCUCCACGACGCUUACAGACUUUAUUGCGCCAAGCAGUGGAACUGCAAAGGGAUCGAUGCCUGUAUCACAAUACUAAACUAGAUGGCAACCUGGACUCGAUGUCUCUACUUCUAGACCAUGUUUGCAGCAGGAAACAGUUCCCUUGCUAUACACAGCAGAUUCUCACAGAACAUUGCAAUGAGGUGUGGUUCUGCAAGUUCGCUAACGAUGGCACUAAAUUAGCAACAGGAUCCAAGGACACCACGGUUAUUAUUUGGCAGGUUGAUUUAGAUACUCACCAACUUAGGUUGCUUAAAACGUUAGAAGGUCAUGCUUAUGGAGUAUCAUACUUAGCUUGGAGUCCAGAUGAUACUUACCUUCUAGCCUGUGGCCCUGAUGACUGCUCUGAAUUAUGGCUUUGGAAUGUACAGACAGGAGAGCUAAGAACCAAGAUGAGUCAGUCUCAUGAGGACAGUCUGACAAGUGUGGCUUGGAACCCAGAUGGGAAACGCUUUGUGACGGGUGGACAGCGUGGGCAAUUUUAUCAGUGUGAUUUGGAAGGAAAUUUGCUGGAUUCGUGGGAAGGCGUGAGAGUGCAGUGUCUUUGGUGUCUAAAUGAUGGGAAAACAGUCCUUGCCUCGGACACGCAUCAGCGGAUAAGAGGGUACAACUUCGAGGACCUGACUGAUAGGAAUAUAGUGCAAGAGGAUCAUCCUAUAAUGUCUUUCACAGUUUCGAAGAAUGGAAGGCUAGCCUUGUUAAAUGUCGCCACUCAGGGAGUUCAUCUAUGGGACCUACAGGACCGUGUUUUAGUGAGAAAGUAUCAAGGUGUCACACAAGGAUUUUACACAAUUCAUUCAUGUUUUGGAGGCAACAAUGAAGAUUUUAUAGCCAGUGGCAGUGAAGAUCACAAGGUUUAUAUUUGGCACAAGCGGAGCGAAUUGCCAAUAGCAGAACUGACAGGACACACUCGUACUGUAAACUGUGUUAGCUGGAACCCACAACUCCCAUCCAUGAUGGCUAGUGCUUCAGAUGAUGGUACAGUUAGGAUAUGGGGACCAGCGCCUUUCUUAGACAACCAGGAGUCUGAAGAAGCUUGCAGCAGUAUGGAUAGUUGACGGUGACUUUACAACAGGCAGCUUCAAACUGAAAUUAGUCAUGGAACAAAACUACUUGGGUUUUGGCACAAAUCAGCUGUGGUUGAUCAAUGGAUAAGAUGUGCUUGUGAUGAAAACUCAUUCCCAGUCUUUUCAAGAGUGCCAGCAUCUGACCACCUUGCUUCAUAGUUACAAAUCCAGGAGAAACAAUCUCCUAAGACCCCAGUGAGACGUCAUUUUGAAUUUUACUCAUUGGUCUUGAAGAGCCGUGUUACAUUAAGACUCCAUGGAACUCAGAUUCUUUUCUGCCAUUUUUGCUUCUACACCAUGGAAUUUUAAGUGCUUGUUUGGAGUCUAACAUAUUUGCUAGGAAGAGAUAAGCUUUAGUCUGGAACAAACAUGCAUUAAAAUAGAAGAUUGUUUUCAUUCUGGUAGCCUGAAUUAGUAGAAAUAAUUACAGCUCAACCCAUAGACUUUCACCUUGGGUCAUGCUGCCCUAAAAUGUUUUUGGUGACCUUUGGGGAGAGGAAGAUUUAAGAGUUCAUGUACAAAAUUUUGGGGCUUUUUAAACAAAAAUCCUCAUUGAUAGCUGAAUCAUUUAAAACUCAUUCCUGCAUUCAUUCCCUUAUCAUGGUUUUCCACUUGUUUUAUGAUAAAUUCAUUUCCGCAUUCUUGAAAUUAUCACAACAGUGACAUUUUUAAACAAUAGUAUGAGAUACCACAUUAAUUUGUUUAGGGGAGGUUUUAAGCCCAAGUUGACACAUUGAAAGAUUGUAUGUGGUCCUGCUGACUGUACAUUAGUACAUGUGCUUCCAUUUAGACUUGUAACUGCACCUAUUUGACUUGCAGAUAGAAUCAGUGCCAAGUGAUUUGGUAUGGCCGAUGUAUUAACAGACUCUGGCAGGGUUUUAUAUCAUUGAUUCAAAUUUGGCAAAUUCUUGAUCUCAGCUGGAUUGGUACCAGGUGUUGCUCCUAUAUUUUUGGCAAGAUGGAGAUUGUGGGGGGAAUGCAGGAUUGACAUCAGAAAUGGGAGAAAUCACUGAAUUUGCAAGUAGGCAACAUACCUGCUUUCCUUUGUAAGGAACUGCUGAAAAUGGGACGUUUAAGCCAGGGAAAUCGAAGUGGAAAUGUAAAUGCUAAUUGAGGAGGAAACUCACUGCACCUUUUACUUGUGCAAUAUACAGUACUAUUCUUUACUAUUUUGCCUAUUUUUAAUCAAACUAUUUAAUACCCAUUCACCUAAGAUUUGUCAUUCUCCAGUUUUUUUUGUAUAUGUCCCCUACAUAAUUUCAAUAUUGUUUCUGUUUUUGUCCUCCUCUCCUCUUUCUAUCCCUCUUUUUCUCUUAAUCACCCCCCUCCCAAAAAAGCCAAUAUUAAUAAUCACUGGCAAUUGUCUAAUUACCAGGUUUUGCACUGCUGCCAGAAUGGGAAGGGCAAAGGUCCUAUCUCUUCUAGUGAACCAAGUUCCAAUGUACAAUCUGUUCCUGUUCAUGAUAAGUGACAUUUAAGGGAAAGGGUCUAGGUUCCUAAGGGGUCAAGAGAAAAGGUGUAACAAUGUGGUCUAAAUGCCUUUAUUUUGUGAGUAACCAGAACUUGACCUUCCAAGGUUAGAUCUGGGAUGGUGAGGACAGUGCAAGGAAACAGCAAUGCAAUCUGAUCAAUUGAAUAGUGACUUCAUCGAUCAAGUACCCAGAUGAUCGAUUAUAAAUUUGUACUUUGCCAAUUUAUUUGUACAUUCUUUUAGAGUCCAUGAUUUAUUUUUUGUGUACAAAUGCUAUUAGAAUGAAGAUUAAAUUCUCUUCCAAAUUCG
This is a messenger RNA of Hemiscyllium ocellatum (epaulette shark), 4252 nucleotides long. RefSeq names its product WD repeat-containing protein 26. The record is from RefSeq and is a predicted model, not a curated record. Gene Ontology annotation, molecular function: protein binding. Gene Ontology annotation, cellular component: GID complex. Gene Ontology annotation, biological process: proteasome-mediated ubiquitin-dependent protein catabolic process. The annotation marks the transcript as partial. NCBI's taxonomy places the organism in Eukaryota, Metazoa, Chordata, Chondrichthyes, Orectolobiformes, Hemiscylliidae. The transcript is spliced from 14 exons.